AUGCUUACAAGAUAUGAAUCUCCAAUUCAAACUUUGAGAUACUAAACUAAAAUCAACAAUCAUUAAGGAGCUAGAGAUAACUCAGAUCAGCAAAUCCUCUAUCAAAUAACUAUGAAUGACUACAAGAUGACUUCGAGGUCUAAUUCAAUUAGGUAUUAAAAUGCUCCUCUAAUAGAGGAGGAAUAAGCAGGGAAAAUGAGUUAUAAAUGGAACUCAGAUAAAAAAACUUAAUAAGGAAGUUAAACUGGCUAAAGCUAGCUGCAAUCAUUGAAAAAGGGAAGCUCUUUGGAGAGAUUAAAUGAAUUAAUAUCAAAUAAAUAAAACACAUCUAAUUCAAGAAUACCAAGCAGUAACACAGUUAUAAACACUUUAAAUUGUGACAGCAAUAACUCUAACACUGCUAGAAACGAAAAUUAUGUAACAGAUCGAUAGAAAAGUUUAAAAAAGAUCCAAAAAGACCUCUCUUCUUUAUUUAACAAAACAUAAAUAAAUAAUAGUGCUAGUAAAUAGAAAUUGAUAGUUGUGGGAAAAGUAAAAACCGAAAUAGAUAAUAAUUCUCUUGAAGAUGCAAAAUAUUAAAGAAUGCACUCAGAAAAUAAAUAGUCUAAUCCAAACUCCUUAAAAAGUAAAUACAAUGCCUUAUUAGAUGUAAUUGGGAAAGAAAAAAAUUAAAACUUAUAAUCAUAAAUAAACCCUGCUUAUAAGCUCGAUUAUGAAACUGUUAGAAAUUAUAAAUCUGAAAAAAGUGAUUUAAGAAGACAGGUAGAGGGAAUGGUGGAUAAGAUAUAAAGAAAGCUGAAAGAAGAGGAAAAUAAAAUUCAAUAUAUGCAGCAAUAAACUUUUUAAAAGAAUACUAGCACUAAUUUUGGUAAUAGAUAUUAACAGUUUUUGAUGUAGAGAAUUAAUAAAGAUAUACGCUAAACUUAAGCUUCAAAUAAUAAUAGUAAUAACAUGGGCAUGAGUAAAGCUGGAACUUAUGAUUCGUAAAGGAGAGAAGAUUUUAAAAUUAAAGAAAAUCAAGGAAAUAACUCAAAUAUAAAUGGAAAUGUAACUGCAUAUGGAGUUACUUUGAAAUAAAAGGAAAACAUGAUUAGUAAAAAGACUGAAUAAUUCUUUUAUAACACGAAUAAUUAAAUUAUCAAUAAUCCAAAAUAAGAAAGCAGUACUUGUAUGGAAACUAGCGUAGGAUUAAACCUUUAGAAUAAUAAUAUAUAGAACUCAAAAGCUCUGGGGAAUAUUUAAAAUGUUAAAACUGCUUAAGAUAUCAACUAUAGCAAGGAAGAAGUUCCAAAUAUAUUUAGAGUUAGAAAAAUCAAGUAAAAUAAUUUAGUAGAAACUGCAAAUAGAUUAAAUUUUGCAGGUACUCUCGAAGAUUUAGGAGAUGUUGCCUAUUUAUAAGAUGAUCCAGAAUCUAUAUAAUAACUUGAUAAAUUUGAUGAAAAUAAAUUUCAGAGAAAUAAUGAUGAAAUAUUAAGAGUCGGUCUCGAUAAAAGAUAUUCUCCUAAACGCGUAGCUAUGCCAAUAAAUUAAAAUAUGAAGAAUAACAUAAGUGGAGGUUUAAAUAAUAGUAAUAAUAAUUACAACUAGAAGGGAUUUUAUACUGCAAAUCCUGCAGCACUAUUCAAUUAAACUACUAACAAUUUUUCAAAUGGUAUUUAUAUUAAUAGUAAUUAGAAUAUUGUCUUAAAUUCAUCUAGCUAGCCUAAUUUAACUAGUAGUGGAGCCUUAAAUAGUAAGCAUUUGCAAAGGACAGUAAACUAAAUGGAUUAGUUAGAAAGAAUUGUUUAUAAAUUAAGAGGGCAGUAAUAAGAUAUGAUUCGAAGUAGCAGUAAUCCUAAUACUAGGUUUUAAAUAAAUAAAAAUAAAGAAAUAAAUAGAGUAAAUUCAGAAAAAAGCUUAAGAUAGAAAGAGCUAAGCAGGACAAAUUAGACUAUAACAGAGAAAGAUGAGUCAAAAAAUAGCAAUAUGAAUGAUACCAGUAAUCCUCAAAACGUAUUGUUUAGGCCUUUUACAACCUAAAAUAUGAAUUUCGCUAAAUUUAAAAACUUCAAAACUCCAACCAUUACAAGUAGCAAAGAGCAAAGCACAACAAUAGAUGGGAUUAUUGGGAGUAGCAGCUCAUUUAAAGGUACACUAAAUAAUCUAGAUAGAUUUGAAAUAGGCUAAGUGAUAGGAUAGGGAAGCUAUGCAGUUGUUCGUAAAGCUAAAGAUGUUUUAACAGAUAAAAUAGUUGCUAUCAAGAUAUAUGACAAAUUUCGAUUGAUUGAUCCUCAAAAGAGAAAUAAUGUAAAGCGCGAAAUGCACAUCUUAUAAAAGCUAGAGCAUAAAAAUAUAAUAUAAUUGCUCAUGACUGUUGAUACUAGAACUACUGUGAAUUUAGUUAUGGAGUAUGUAAGCAGUCUUUCUUUAAGGCAUUUCCUCAAAUCAAAGCCGAACCACCGUCUCCCAGAAUCAGAAGCAAAGACCAUUUUUAGAUAAAUUUUAAAUGCUGUUAAUUAUUGCCAUCAAAACGAUGUAAUUCACAGAGAUUUGAAGCUGGAGAAUAUUUUGAUUUCUGAAGAAACAAAUGAAAUCAAGUUAAUAGAUUUUGGAUUUUCUAUAUAAGCACCUAAUGAUAAAAAGCUAAAUAUGUUUUGCGGGACUGCUUCUUACAUGUCACCGGAACUAGUUUAGCAAUAGGAUUACUAUGGAAAACCAACUGAUGUUUGGGCACUUGGAGUCCUUCUUUUUGUUUUACUUUAGGGUCGCUUCCCUUUUAAAGGUAAAGAUGACAACGAGCUAUUCAAGAAAAUAUGCAAAAAUGAAUAUAAAAUAAGUAGUGAUGUAAGCUUAGGCGCACAAAACCUGAUAAAAACAAUCAUGAAAAUUAAUCCACUCGAAAGGCCGACUACUAAAUUUAUUUUAAAAGACAGUUGGCUGAAUGCUCCUUGA
Tetrahymena thermophila SB210 is the source of this 2931-nucleotide messenger RNA. RefSeq names its product Serine/Threonine kinase domain protein. The transcript is spliced from 6 exons. Gene Ontology annotation, molecular function: ATP binding; protein kinase activity. Gene Ontology annotation, biological process: protein phosphorylation. NCBI's taxonomy places the organism in Eukaryota, Ciliophora, Oligohymenophorea, Hymenostomatida, Tetrahymenidae. The record is from RefSeq and is a predicted model, not a curated record.